Molecule: messenger RNA, 801 nt
Organism: Emiliania huxleyi CCMP1516
Lineage: Eukaryota; Haptophyta; Isochrysidales; Noelaerhabdaceae
Exons: 3
Coding region: 1-801 (266 amino acids)
Source: RefSeq, a predicted model, not a curated record
AUGCUCGCGGGCGGCGCUUCGACGAGGCCAGCGCUCGUCACAUUCGACUGCACCGGAACGCUCUUCGAGCCGGUCGCUCGCAUCGGCGUCCUCUACAAGCGCGCCGCCGUUGCCGAGGCGUGGAAGGCGUCCCUCGCACGCGCUGUAGCCGCCGAGGCGCUGGACGAGGACGCGCUCUCCGCCGCCUUUCGCAGCGCGUUCGCUGAGGCUGACCGCGAGCGGCCCUGCUUCGGCGCUGGCGCCUGCUCCUCUGAGGACUGGUGGCAUCCAGUGGUUGAGCGGACCUUUGCGGCGGCGGCUGCAGAGAGCGCCGGCUGCUCGGAAGACGCGCUGCGUCCGCUCCUGCCGGGCGCCUUCCGGACGCUCUACCACGAGACGUUUGUCUCGCGCGCCGGGUGGAGGCUCCGGCCACACGCCGCCGACACGCUCUCGGCCCUCAGCGCGUGGCGAGAGGCGCGGCCAGCCUCGGAGACGGAUCUGAAGGUCGGCGUGGCGGGCGUCGAGAAGCCGUCCGCCGAGCUCUUUGCGCGCGCGAGGGGCCUCGCAGGCGUGGCUGCCGACGCGCGCUGCUUGCAUGUCGGCGACUCGUUUUCGCGCGAUGUCGUCGGUGCGGGGUGGGAGGCGCUCUUUGUGUGCUCGGCCGAGCAGCGAGCCGCCGUCGGAGGCGAGGCGCUCGCCGCUGUCGAGCACGCCCACCUCGAGUCGCUGGCCAGGCUGCCCGCCCUCUUGUCGCUCGGCGAGCAGCCCGAGGCGAGGGGCGGCGCGCACCAGCCGUCCGCGCCCGUCCGCGCCGCGUCGUAA